AUGAUCUCCAACACCCUCUACCCAACCAUCUAUUUCUCCCACUUUCGAGUAAGACGACAAUUUGGGGAUGAGAGGGCAAAGAUGGAGAAAAGCGUAAAAAUUAAGAAUCCACGUUACAAAGACUGGACUUCAGAUGAGAAAAUCAAAGAAAAGAGGAGACAGAGCUGCAGAUCCCGAAUAGCAGUGACCAGUGACCCCUCCGGUGAUCCAACACUGCUGGUGAAAAAUUUGCACAUAAAGAAACUAAGGAAACAAAAUCUGUUCUUCGGAUCGAUCGAUUCGACUCCAAUUUUCAGGUACCAAUUGAAAAAUGGAAAAAUCAUGCUCUUUGCUGUCAUGCUUCUGCUAAAUGGUGAAACCCUCCCUCAGCUCUUCAUUACUAUAGUUAGAUACGUGUUACCCUCUGAAGACCACACUGUUCAGAAAUUGCUGUUGUUAUAUUUGGAGAUCAUCGACAAGACUGAUGGCAAAGGUCGUGUAUUGCCUGAAAUGAUCUUGAUCUGCCAGAAUCUCAGGAAUAAUCUUCAGCACCCAAAUGAAUACAUCCGAGGUGUCACACUGAGGUUCCUUUGCCGGCUGAACGAGGUGGAGAUCAUUGAGCCUUUGAUACCCUCCAUUAUGUCUAACUUGGAACAUCGUAACCCUUAUGUUAGGAAAAAUGCAAUUCUUGCUGUGAUGUCAAUUUACAAGCUCCCACAGGGCGAGCAGCUCUUGGUUGAUGCACCGGAGACUAUUGAGAGGUUUCUUUCGACGGAGCAGGAUCCAUCAGCUAAGAGGAAUGCCUUUCUGAUGCUUUUCAAUUGUGCUCAGGAUCGUGCUAUAAAUUACCUUUUGACCAAUGUUGACAGAGUAGGUGACUGGGGGGAACUAAUGCAGAUGGUUGUAUUGGAGUUGAUCCGGAAAGUUUGUAGGAUGAACAAAGGAGAAAAAGGGAAAUAUAUAAAGAUAAUUAUAUCACUCCUGAAUGCGCCUUCAGCUGCUGUUGUCUAUGAAUGUGCUGGAACCCUUGUUUCUUUGUCUUCUGCUCCUACGGCUAUUAGAGCUGCAGCUAGUACAUAUUGCCAGCUUCUUCUCUCUCAGAGUGACAAUAAUGUUAAGCUCAUUGUGCUUGAUCGUCUGAAUGAACUUAAAUCCUCCCACAGAGAUAUUAUGGUUGACAUGAUCAUGGAUGUACUGAGGGCACUAUCAAGCCCAAACCUUGACAUCCAAAGGAAAACUAUUGAUAUUGUUCUCGAACUGAUCACGCCUCGAAAUGUCAAUGAGGUAGUUCUUACUUUGAAGAAGGAAGUUAUGAAAACUCAGAGUGGGGAACUUGAGAAGAAUGGGGAGUAUCGCCAAAUUCUUAUUCAAGCCAUCCAUUCUUGUGCGAUAAAAUUCCCUGAAGUAGCAAGCACAGUGGUCCAUCUAUUGAUGGAUUUCUUGGGAGACAACAAUGUAGCUUCCGCUGUGGAUGUUGUCAUUUUUGUGCGAGAGAUAAUUGAAACCAACCCGAAAUUAAGAGUUUCUAUUGUUACCAGGCUUUUGGAUACAUUUUAUCAGAUCCGAGCUGCAAGAGUUUGUUCCUGUUCUCUUUGGAUCAUUGGAGAGUAUUGCCUCUCACUUUCUGAAGUUGAGAGUGGCAUUUCAACUAUAAAGCAGUGCCUUGGAGACCUACCCUUUUUUUCGGUUUCUGAAGAAGAGGAAGCUGCUGAUUCUACCAAGAAACCCCAGCUAACAAACUCCACUACCAUUUCAUCUAGAAGACCAGCCAUCCUUGCUGAUGGGACUUAUGCUACUCAAAGUGCUGCCUCUGAAACUGCUUUCUCCCCUCCAACUGUAGUUCAAGGAUCUUUGACUACUGGAAAUUUGAGGUCCCUUCUUCUUGCUGGCGAUUUUUUUCUUGGGGCAGUUGUUGCCUGCACACUAACGAAGCUUGUAUUGAGAUUAGAUGAGGUUCAACCUUCAAAGGUUGAAGUGAACAAAGCAUCAACCAGUGCAUUAUUGAUCAUGGUCUCGAUUCUACAGCUAGGGCAAUCUUCAGUUCUCCCUCACCCAAUUGACAAUGAUUCUUAUCACAGGAUUGCUCUUUGCAUAAGAUUGCUGUGCAACACAGGGAAUGCUGUCAGGACAAUCUGGUUGAAGUCUUGCCAUGAGAGUUUUGUUCAAAUGCUUUUAGAUAAACAGUUACGUGAAGCUGAGGAAAUUAAAGCGAAGUCUCAGAUUUCUCAUUUGCAGCCUGAUGACCUUAUUGACUUCUACCAUUUGAAGAGCAGGAAGGGAAUGAGCCAGCUGGAGUUGGAAGAUGAGGUUCAAGAUGAUUUGAAACGUGCUACUGGGGAGUUUGUUAAGGAUGCGGAUGAUGCUAAUAAGCUAAACCGUAUCGUUCAACUGACAGGAUUUAGUGACCCAGUUUAUGCUGAAGCUUGUGUGACAGUUCAUCAAUAUGAUAUUGUUCUGGACGUUACAGUUAUUAAUAGAACCAAGCAGACCCUUCAGAAUUUGUGCUUGGAGCUGGCUACAAUGGGCGAUCUUAAACUUGUUGAGCGACCACAGAAUUAUACUUUGGCACCUGAGUCAAGCAAGCAAAUAAAAGCAAAUAUUAAGGUGUCCUCUACUGAGACAGGAGUUAUAUUUGGAAACAUUGUUUACGAGACCUCAAAUGUACUUGAGCGGGCUGUUGUGGUCCUCAAUGAUAUUCAUAUUGAUAUUAUGGACUACAUCUCUCCUGCUGUGUGUGGUGAUGCUGCUUUCAAAACUAUGUGGGCAGAAUUUGAGUGGGAAAACAAGGUUGCUGUCAACACUACAAUAACAGAUGAGAAAGAAUUUCUUGACCAUAUAAUCAAAUCGACCAAUAUGAAAUGCCUGACUGCACAGUCGGCACUGGACGGUGACUGCGGGUUCUUAGCUGCUAACUUAAGGGAGGAAGCUGAUCUCAUUAACAGGAUUACGCUCAAAACAUGCUUGGAAGAAUAG
Fraxinus pennsylvanica is the source of this 2952-nucleotide messenger RNA. The record is from the annotation of a GenBank genome assembly. Lineage: Eukaryota; Viridiplantae; Streptophyta; Magnoliopsida; Lamiales; Oleaceae.